AUGGCUUACAUUACACACUGCAUCUUUGACAUGGAUGGCCUUUUGUUAGACACUGAACGUGUCUAUACUGAAGUUACGCAACAAAUUCUAGACAAGUAUGCAGACGGCGUCAAGUUUACUUGGGAAGUCAAGAGCCAACUCAUGGGCCGUUCUGGAAAUGAAUCAGCUACCAUGGUGGUCGAGACAUACAAACUGCCCAUGUCUGUCAAAGAGUACUUGGAAAUUACAGCCAUCAUUCAAGAAGACUUGUUCCCUCAUGCCAAGCUGCUUCCUGGCGUUGAAAAGCUGAUUCGUCAUUUACAUGCUCACGAUAUUCCUAUCGCAGUAGCUACUUCAUCGACUCGCGCCAAGUUUGAACUAAAGACAUCUUUAAAUAAGGAACUCUUUGAGUUGUUCGAUGUCAUUAUCUGUGGCGAUGAUGCUGAUAUCAAGAAUGCCAAACCCUCGCCUGACUUGUUCUUGGCUGCUCAAAAGCACUUUGGAAACCCUCCUGCCGAGAAUUGCCUAGUGUUUGAGGAUGCUGUCAACGGUGUUGAAGCAGCUUUGAAUGCCCAGAUGAAUGUGGUUUGGAUUCCUGAUGAGAAUAUCAAGGCUCUCACUGGGGACAAGGAUCAUGGUGCUACUUUGGUCAUUAGCUCCAUGGCUGAUUUCGUUCCUGAAGCCUUUUCGCUUCCAUCUUACAAAUAA
Molecule: messenger RNA, 687 nt
Organism: Mucor velutinosus
Lineage: Eukaryota; Fungi; Mucoromycota; Mucoromycetes; Mucorales; Mucoraceae
Exons: 3
Coding region: 1-687 (228 amino acids)
Molecular function (GO): phosphatase activity
Source: RefSeq, a predicted model, not a curated record